AUGAUAUGUAGAAAAGUUAUAUUUAAUAAUUCAUUAAAAUUACUAACAAAUAAUAUAAAAAUGAAAGUAAAUAAAGCUUAUCACACUAAUAAUAAAUCAACAAAAAUUUUGAAGAACGUAAAUGAAAUGAUAAAUAAAAAGAAUAACAAAAGAAAUAUAAGUACUACAAAGAUAAAAAAUGGUAAUAAAAUGAACAUGAUAUUAUAUAAAAAACAUGGACAACAUUUAUUAAAAAAUCCAGGUAUAUUAGAUAAAAUUAUAAUGGCUGCAAAAAUAAAAAGUUCUGAUAUAGUUUUAGAGAUUGGUUGUGGUACAGGUAAUUUAACUAUAAAGUUAUUGCCGAUAGCGAAAAAAGUAAUAACUAUAGAUAUAGAUGCUAGAAUGAUAAGUGAAGUAAAAAAAAGAUGCUUAUAUGAAGGAUAUAAUAAUUUAGAAGUUUAUGAAGGUGAUGCAAUAAAAACUGUUUUCCCGAAGUUUGAUAUUUGUACUGCUAAUAUUCCAUAUAAAAUAUCUAGUCCACUUAUUUUUAAAUUAAUUGCUCACAGGCCAUUAUUUAAGUGCGCAGUUUUAAUGUUUCAAAAAGAGUUUGCUGAAAGAAUGCUAGCAAAUGUUGGUGAUAGUAAUUACAGUAGAUUAACAAUUAAUGUAAGACUUUUUUGUAAAGUUAUUAAAAUAUGCAAUGUUAAUAGAAGUAGUUUUAAUCCUCCACCAAAAGUCGAUAGUAUUAUUGUUAAGCUUAUUCCAAAAGAAACUAAUUUUUUAACAAAUUUUGAUGAAUGGGAUAAUUUAUUAAGAAUUUGUUUUAGUAGAAAAAGAAAAACACUUCAUGCUAUUUUUAAAAGAAAUGCAGUUUUAAAUAUGUUAGAACAUAAUUAUAAAAACUGGUGCACUUUUAAUAAAAAGGUUCCAGUUAAUUACCCAUUUAAAAAUUAUUGUUUAGAUAUUUUAAAAGAUCUAGACAUGAGUGAAAAAAGAAGUAUAAAUUUAGAUGAAAACGAUUUUUUAAAAUUAUUAUUAGAAUUUAAUAAAAAAGGAAUACACUUUUUUAAUAUUUCUAAUGUUAAAAAUAGUGAAAUAUAUAAUAUUCAUUUAGAUGAUGAAGAGGAUAAUGAACAAGAAUUAAAUGAAAAAAAUUUGUAA
This is a messenger RNA of Plasmodium gallinaceum, 1140 nucleotides long. RefSeq names its product small subunit rRNA dimethylase, putative. Gene Ontology annotation, biological process: rRNA methylation. The record is from RefSeq and is a predicted model, not a curated record. Gene Ontology annotation, molecular function: rRNA (adenine-N6,N6-)-dimethyltransferase activity. Gene Ontology annotation, cellular component: mitochondrial matrix. Lineage: Eukaryota; Apicomplexa; Aconoidasida; Haemosporida; Plasmodiidae. The transcript has a single exon. Bases 1 to 1140 code for a protein of 379 amino acids.